Messenger RNA from Melozone crissalis (California towhee), 1402 nucleotides. It is a transcript of the gene MUC1, whose product is annotated as mucin 1, cell surface associated. NCBI's taxonomy places the organism in Eukaryota, Metazoa, Chordata, Aves, Passeriformes, Passerellidae. Gene Ontology annotation, cellular component: apical plasma membrane. The transcript has 7 exons. Bases 4 to 1209 code for a protein of 401 amino acids. The record is from RefSeq and is a predicted model, not a curated record.
CCCAUGGCGCUCCCUGUCCUUCUGCUGCUGCUGGUGCUGGGCACAGGUACCCGUGCCAUGACCACCGAGACAACCAUGGAGAUGGAAACCACCGAAACGACCACCGUGGAGAUGACCACGGAAAGCACCGCCAGCACCUGGCUGCCAAAUAUAUUCCCCAAAAGCACACGGGCCAGCCGGCCCCAAACCCCUGUCUUCCCCUACGCCACUGCGUCCCCUGGCAAAAACACCACGAACCUCCAGUUUGGCAACCACUCCACCAGCAAUGCCACAUCCAAUGGCACUGUGGUGCCUGUCCCCAGCAGCCCAGCCAUGCCCCAUGCCAAUGCCACCUCAAACAGCAGCAGCUGGGCACCCCAUCUUGGCACCAACGGCAGCUCUGCUGCUCCCACCACCAUGCACGGCAGCACCAAAGGCAACGGGAGCACCAGUGCUCAGGUCUUUCCCACCCAGAUAACGUCUGAGAGCAGCACAGCUCCCACCCAGGGUGGUCCCAACCCCAGCAAAACCUCAGCCCAGCUGCCUGGUCCUGCCCAGCUGCUCGUCCGUGUCCCGCUGUCCUUCCGUAUCAUCAACAGGAGCUUCAACGAGAGCCUGCGUGACCCAGCAUCAGAGGAUUACAGGAGCCUGAGCCGCACUGUCCUGACCAUGUUCCAACACGUCUUUGGCUGCCCGGGCUGCAUGGGCACGCAGACCUACACCGGGUGCAGCGAGCUGCAGUACAGCCAAGGCUCGGUGCAGGUCCAGUCCACCCUCGUGUUUGGGAAUGGAAGCGAUGCCGUCACUGCCGACGCUGCUGAGCAGCGCCUGAGGAAGAGCCUGGACCAGAACGGCUUCAUCAUGGGCCUGCAGCUGGACAGCAUCCAGAGCUCUGCAGCAGUGAUAUCCCCAGCUCCAGCGCCCAUGAUCCCGGACUGGGCCAUCGCUCUGUUGGUCCUGGUCAGCAUCCUGCUGCUCUUCACCAUCUUCACCUGUCUCCUCCUGAUGUCCACCUGCACCUGCCGCCGCAAGAGCCGAGGGAAGCUGGACCUGCUCAGCCAGAAGGAUUCCUACCACCCCAUGGCUGAGUACCUGCAGUACCAGAGCCACGGGCGCUACGUGUCCCCCAACAGCAAACCCAACCCCUACAGCCAGGUGGCCGGCGGCAGCACCACGAGGUCCGGCACCUUCACCUACACCAACCCCACCGCCGGCUCCGACAACCUGUGAAGGGCUGGCUGGAAGCAGCGCGGCUGCCGAGGGGAGGGGGCAGCCCCAGAGAGCCGCCCCCCACUCCCGGGAGGGCAGCACCGGCCCCGGGCGCAUCCCCCGGUGCUGCUCGGCCGUGGGCAGCGGGAGCCGGACGGUUCUGGAGCAGCCGGAUUCGCGCACAUGACAGAACUGCACGAGCGGAGAUGGGAGA